AUGCAUCACCUAAUUUCAUCAUCACAUACAGGCCUGGCCUCCAGUAAAGAACAGUUUGUUGAAUAUAUCUAAUCUUGUGUUGUUCAUACUAUACAAUGAUUUAUUACAGAUUAUCUGGCCAAUGCUGGGUGUCUAAGGCCUUUGAAACGCAUAGAAGACAAAGAUCUCAUGGUGGAGGAUAUCAUCAUGUUUCAGCUGGUUCAUCGAGUUAGUGGAGCACUUCAAAGGUUCAGGGAGGGGAUGAAGACCCUUGGUGUUCUUGAUGCAAUAAGAAUGCACCCAGAUGCUUUCAGACCACUGUUUUGUCACGAGCCAUCCCCACUCACAGCGGAUGUACUAGAACUGUCAGCAGUGGGCAGGAACAAAAGAAGGGCAGAGGAAUGUGUGGUUGCAUUUUGGAGGGACUACCUGCUGGAUGUUGAGGCGCAAGAGGGACCCUUGCAACUUGGGGGUAUCCUGGCCUUUGCGACGGGAGCAAACGAUAUUCCACCCCUGGGCUUCUCCCCACUACCUUCAGUGGUUUUUCUCCAUGAGCUGCCCCUCAGACAAGGCCGUCAUUUACCCACCGCAAACACAUGCAUUAACUGCCUGCGGUUGCCAGUCCUGAAAAAAUUCGAGGAUUUUAAGGAAACUAUGGAUUUUGCAUUAAAAACACUCAGGGAUUUGGUCAGGAAUGACUUCCAAGAACUCCUUAAUAUACAUUAUUAAAAUCUGUUGCCUGUUGAACUUGACUAAAUUGAAGAGACAUCGUUGUCAAUA
Molecule: messenger RNA, 759 nt
Organism: Perca fluviatilis (European perch)
Lineage: Eukaryota; Metazoa; Chordata; Actinopteri; Perciformes; Percidae
Product: G2/M phase-specific E3 ubiquitin-protein ligase-like
Exons: 3
Coding region: 169-708 (179 amino acids)
Molecular function (GO): ubiquitin-protein transferase activity
Source: RefSeq, a predicted model, not a curated record